Olea europaea var. sylvestris is the source of this 411-nucleotide messenger RNA. RefSeq lists its product as uncharacterized. The record is from RefSeq and is a predicted model, not a curated record. The transcript is spliced from 2 exons. NCBI's taxonomy places the organism in Eukaryota, Viridiplantae, Streptophyta, Magnoliopsida, Lamiales, Oleaceae. The coding region runs from base 1 to 411 and encodes 136 amino acids.
AUGUUGAUAAAGCCAAGAGGAUUGUUGCCGAGCCGAUCGAUCAGUUCAUGUAUGAUGCAGUAUCAAUUAGAACAUUUACCCUGUGAGCAUGCAGUAGCUGCGACGAAGAAGAGUGGCUAUUCAAUUUACUCGUUCUGCUCUCUGUACUAUACUGUUGAAUAUUGGAGAGUAGCUUAUAGCGAUACUAUUUUUCCCGUGCCAAAUGAUUGGGAAAUUUCUGAAAAUUUGGGGUACCUCAAUGUGUUGCCACCAUUCGUACGACGACGAGGUAGACAUCCUAAAACAACAAAGAUUGCGUCUAUCGAAGAGUUUUCAAAAAGACACAAAUGUAGUAGGUGUACCGCAAUUGGGCACAACAGGCUAACGUAUACAAGUCAGAUACCUUUAGCUGAUAGAAGAUUAGAGGAUUAG